ACUUCACUAAACCAAACAUCUUCUUCCCUUCCAUCUUUCUCUCUAGGAGAAAUACACAGUAAGAGGAGAGAGAGAGAGAGAGGUUUAUGAAAUCUUUGUUAACCAUGGGCAAAGCUGUCUGUAUUCUGCUCCUAGCACUCAUUGCCAUUUCCAUGCUGGCCACCACUGUUAUGGCUGCAGAUGCCCAAUACAACCCAACUGGAUAUGGCCAGGGAAGCCUGAAGAAAUACCAGUGCUCCGGUCAGUGCUCAAGGAGAUGCGGCCGGACACAGUACAAGAAACCGUGCCUGUUUUUCUGCAACAAAUGCUGCGCCAAGUGCCUUUGCGUUCCUCCUGGCUACUAUGGAAAUAAGCAAGUCUGCCCUUGUUACAACAACUGGAAGACCCAGCAAGGAGGACCCAAGUGCCCUUAGAUUAAGUAAUCAAAGUUCCUUUUGGGUCUAGUUUGUGUGUUUCUCAUCUCAACUACACCACAAAAAGAGAAUUUACUUUCUUGUUUCUGCCUCUGAUUUAAGUACCCUUUUAUCUUAUAACCUGUUUUUGUAUCUCAUUAUUACCCAUCAACAGAUUUGUUAUUGUGUUAGAUCACAACUUCUUUGACAAAUCAAUCAAAUUGUAGUUCCUAUUUCAUCA
Molecule: messenger RNA, 633 nt
Organism: Impatiens glandulifera
Lineage: Eukaryota; Viridiplantae; Streptophyta; Magnoliopsida; Ericales; Balsaminaceae
Product: gibberellin-regulated protein 6-like
Exons: 4
Coding region: 87-413 (108 amino acids)
Source: RefSeq, a predicted model, not a curated record